Messenger RNA from Mercurialis annua (annual mercury), 1478 nucleotides. RefSeq lists its product as uncharacterized. The transcript has 6 exons. Gene Ontology annotation, biological process: protein transport. Bases 109 to 1398 code for a protein of 429 amino acids. Lineage: Eukaryota; Viridiplantae; Streptophyta; Magnoliopsida; Malpighiales; Euphorbiaceae. The record is from RefSeq and is a predicted model, not a curated record.
CUUUUCUUCUCUUCACUACACUCACACGAACCCACUUCCCACUCUCACUUUCUCUUGCAAAUUUAAUCCAAAUCAUGUCCUAUUUUUUUCAAAACAAACAAUUCCAAUAUGUUUGAUUUCUUGUUUGGCUGGAGAAAAGCUUCUAAAUGCAAGAAGCUUAUCAAGAAAGUUCGAUGCAGACUCGAGCUGUUAAAGAUCAAGAGACAUUGUAUUGUACGACAGUUACGAAUAGAUGUUGCUCAGCUUAUCAAGAUUGGCUAUCAAGAUAUUGCCUUCCAUCGGGCUGAACAUCUCUUCAAAGACGAAACGACAGUUUCGGUCUAUGAAUUAUUGGAUGAUUUCUGCAAAUUCAUUAUCUCCCACCUUUCUUAUAUCAGCCGGCACAAGGAUUGUCCUAACGAUAUUAAUGAAGCAGUUUCAAGUCUUAUAUUUGCCUCUGCAAGAUGCGGCGAUCUGCCUGAGCUUCGUACCAUUCGGAAGCUUUUUGGAGAGCGUUACGGGCAGGGUUUUGCUAUGACAGCUCUUGAACUACUGCCUGGCAAUCUUGUCAACUUUCAGAUAAAGGAGAAACUCUGUAUGCAAUCAGUUCCUGAUCAUGUGAAGCACAAAUUAGUGAGUGAGAUAGCUAUGGAUUAUUGUCUCCUACCAGAGAUUUUCGCAAUCGAAUACGCUUCUGAGCUUCAGCAACAGUUAUAUGAUGAUUGCCAUCAGGAUGACAUGAUUAGUACUUCAAUUAAUUCCUCUAUAGUGGAGCAAUCUUCAUCAGACAAAAUGGAGUCUCCGGCAGGAUUACGCCAUUUGCCCGACUUUGAAGAUGUUGCUUUAGGUAAUAAAGAAAGCAAGAUUAGCAUCAGGACUCAGAAUACGGUUCCAGACAGAAAUGAAGAGCAAACAACGACAGCAUCAUCUUCAGAAAAUUUUCCUGACGAAAUGAUAGUCUACCUUGACGACAUAGAGGAGGUUCAGCUUUCUAUUGCAAAACAGGGCACCUUUCAGGAUCAAAGCAUUUUCAAAUUCAAAUCAUCUAAUAACAGGAAACGCGGGGAUAAGUGUUUUGAUUCGAAGGGUGCUCGGAAAAAACCUAGAAGGCGAUCUUUGUCUAUAGAAAAUUUGAGUGUGAAGGACAUUGAUGGUAUGAUUUAUUACGAGAAGCCAAUCAAGAAAUUGACGGAAAAUGCAUCAAAACGUCCGUAUUUAAGAGCCAUGACGAUGCCUCAAGAACGAUCUAAAGACAGUCGAAAAGAGAAUGUUUUUCGGUACUCGAAAUCAUUUCCUGCUCAGUCCCCGAAUCAUCAUGUGCAUCCAAAGUUGCCGGACUACGAUGAGCUUGCAGCGAAAUUCACAGCUCUUAAAAAAGAGCAUCUUCAGAAUAGACACUACUCAGGCAUGGAAUUGUAGAUUUGAUUGUAGGAUUUGCAAUAUUGUUCACAUUAAGUCUAGAAUGAUUUUUCAAUAUGACUUGUUGGUCCAAGGAACAA